AUGGACCCCUCAGACUCCCCCGAAAACGUCAAAACCGAGGAGUCCCGGAGCUUGGCCGCAACAGACGACGACAUCGGAACCAAAUCCACCCCUACCAACGGCGGCACGGCUCAGUUCGCCAGGUCCCAGUCGCAGGACCGUGAUGGAGACGGUGAAUGGUCCACGGAGGAGAGCUCCCACGAUGUCAACAACGGAUCGUCGUCCUCCUCCGACAAACCCACCCGGAAGCGGAAGAAGAAGGUCGAAAUCGCGUGUGUGUACUGUCGGCGGUCGCACAUGAUCUGUGACGACUCGAGGCCGUGCCAGCGAUGCAUCAAGCGAGGAAUCGGCCACUUGUGCUAUGACGAGCCGUCGAAUCUCCGCCAGAAGAAGAAGGCAGCGGCGCUCCGCAAAACCCCCAGUGGCAGUGGUAAGAACAGUCCCCCAGAGAGCCACCAAAGCCCUCUCAGCCAACCUGCGCACGCAGCUCCGGGAAUCGCCAGUGCGUCUCCGGGACUCAAGGACGAGAAGCUCCAACCUCUUCCCCAACCCCCCGCACCAGCUGCAGCCCUGCAAAUCAAACCACCCACCCAGGGAGGUCCUCCCAAAAGUAUAAAUAACUCGGUGUUGGCCCAGACCUUGCCCUACAACCAGGAACCAUUCUUCUACUCGGAACAUGCAGGAAGUGAAUUCAGUUCGUUGAAUGAUUUCCUUUCCAUGAUCGAUGACCCUGAGCUCGUCAACGGAGCCUUGAACGACGACGGCACCGGUGCGGACCUGGUAUUGGGCUUUGGUAUCGCCAACGACCAGUCCAGCGCCUCCAACGCGCCUGGCAUCACUUCUGGACCGGUCUUGAACUUCGGUGACGUCUCCACAAGCGAAGCAAACAAUAACUCAAACAACAUUAAUACCAUCCUUUCGUUCUCGCCCAAUUCCAACAUGUUCCCACCCAAUUUCCAGAAUGAAGGCGUAGACCAGCUCCAAAAUAUUGCCCAACAGCAAUUGCCACAACCAAACCAAUUUAUAAAACCCACCAGUGCUCCUGCAUCGUUCCCCAACCCCAGCACACAGCGCACAUCGCUCUCGGGGCCAGUGCCGCCUCACAAGGCACAAUCGUCGCAAACAACCGACCCCCAUCAGCCAGUAAUCUCCGACUCUGCCAGAGACAAGUUCUUCCUCACAGCAGCAGAUCCAACUACAGAAAUUUCGCCAGAAGAGAGAUUGAAGCAAGUCAUCAAAGCGAAACUCGAGGCUGGCUUAUUGCAACCAUACAACUACGCCAAGGGUUAUGCUCGUUUACAGAGCUACAUGGACAACUACAUGAAUGUUUCAAGCAGACAAAGGAUCCUCAAGCCGCUCUCAAUUUUCAGACCUGCCUUCAGGGCCAUUGCACGGACCUUAAAGGAUGUGGACUUGGUGUUGGUAGAGGAAAGCUUUGAAAGAAUGUUGUUGGACUACGAUCGUGUGUUCACCUCCAUGGCAAUUCCAGCGUGUCUCUGGAGACGUACAGGAGAAAUCUAUCGGGGUAAUAAAGAAUUUGCAUCAUUGGUGGGAGUCAUGACGGAUGACUUGAAAGACGGAAAGUUGGCCAUAUACGAGUUGAUGAGUGAAGAGAGUGCUGUCAACUUUUGGGAAAAAUACGGGGCGAUUGCCUUCGACAAGGGACAAAAGGCUGUUUUAACAAGCUGCAAUCUCCGUACCAGAGACGGAAUCAAAAGGAAGAGUUGUUGUUUCAGCUUCACCAUUCGGAGGGACCGUUACAAUAUCCCCAGUUGUAUUGUUGGUAACUUCAUCCCCAUCGAUCCAUGA
Messenger RNA from Suhomyces tanzawaensis NRRL Y-17324, 1788 nucleotides. RefSeq names its product Cwt1p (gene CWT1). The transcript has a single exon. Lineage: Eukaryota; Fungi; Ascomycota; Pichiomycetes; Serinales; Debaryomycetaceae. The coding region runs from base 1 to 1788 and encodes 595 amino acids. Gene Ontology annotation, biological process: regulation of DNA-templated transcription. Gene Ontology annotation, cellular component: nucleus. The record is from RefSeq and is a predicted model, not a curated record. Gene Ontology annotation, molecular function: DNA-binding transcription factor activity, RNA polymerase II-specific; zinc ion binding; RNA polymerase II transcription regulatory region sequence-specific DNA binding.